Dromaius novaehollandiae (emu) is the source of this 3573-nucleotide messenger RNA. It is a transcript of the gene OCA2, whose product is annotated as OCA2 melanosomal transmembrane protein. Gene Ontology annotation, cellular component: melanosome membrane. NCBI's taxonomy places the organism in Eukaryota, Metazoa, Chordata, Aves, Casuariiformes, Dromaiidae. Gene Ontology annotation, biological process: melanin biosynthetic process; transmembrane transport; melanocyte differentiation. Bases 37 to 2829 code for a protein of 930 amino acids. The transcript has 25 exons. The record is from RefSeq and is a predicted model, not a curated record.
UACUUCAGCAUUGGCUUUCCAGAUGUUCAUUUCAAGAUGGCACAUCAGCAUCUAACCUCUGACUUGCCACUGAAAAGGCUGUGUUGCUCUUCCAUAACAAUGCAGAGGAAAUCAGUCAGUUGUCACACUCACUGCAGCUGCAACGUUUGCAGCUGUCCACUUUCUCUCAUUUUGGAAGUCUUUGUUUUCAAACAAAAGAACCACUUCAAGAAUUCUUCAGAAAAGCAGGAGAAAAAAACCCAGGGACAGAUAUACUUGGAUAACAAGGAUAACAGUACAAUUUCUAGAAAACAAGAGAUGGAGCUGAAUCAGACAUCUCCUUCACAUCACACCAGUCUAUCUGCAAAGGUGGCAGCCAAACCAGUGACCAGAAGUUGCAACGAGCUGCGGCUAUUAAAAGAGUAUCAGGGCAUGGUAGCGGCUCUCGGAGUGCCACAGACCCCCUGUGAAAACACAACAAUAGGGGAUGAUUGCUGCGUUGCACUGGGGAAGGAUUUCACUCCUCUCCCCAUGCAGGGAAGAUAUCACUUCAAUUUUUCUAAAUUAUUCAGCCCAAGGUCAAAAAACACUUGCUUUACAGAGAGGACACCACUGCUGAAGGUUUCCUCAGAGGAAAAUGGACUACGGUGCAUGGCCCUUCAUAAUCCAGAUUUUACCACGGAUGAUGAUUCAUGGGACAACAGCUCUGCAGAAUUUGAACAAAGGUUUCAACUGGGAAGUGGAAUGACCAGUUUGUCCAGAUCUGUUUCUUCUGAGAGAUAUGAAAUCUUGGACAACCUCCAUGUAAAGUUCAAUUUAUCAAAGAUGAGAUGCUGUCUAAAAUUCCUAAAAGUUUCAGGCCUUUUUAUCUUUGUAGUUGUCUGCUCUAUUUUAUUUGGCAUUUAUCCAGAUCAAGGUGUGCCCUGGCAGAUGUUGGCUGUAUCAUCUCUGGAAAGCUUCUCUAUGAAUCUUACAGAUUUUCAUGAUUCUGCCCUGAUGAAGUUAGAUAUAGGAGGCCCUUUUGUAGCAGAUGUAGCUGAUCAGCAAACAGAGGAAUACAUUGUAGUACAAAUCAGCCAGACUGAAGAUGCUGGAUCAAGAAGGAGACGCCCGCAGCAGGUUGUAUACAACUGGUCACUACCCUUAAGUUCAAGAAGAAAUCAGCAAAUCAUCACAACUAGAACCUUUGAGAUACUAAACAGAGGCACCAUCUUCAUAAACAUUCAAGCUUUCCUACCGGAACCUGGGAGUGUUCCUCUCUCUGUGAAGUAUCAAUACCUGCAUGCAAGUAUAGAGGCACAAGUAACAGUUGCAUCCAUCACGUUAGUAGGUGUCUAUGUCCUGAUCAUACUGGAAAUCGUUCACAGAACCCUUGCAGCGAUGUUGGGCUCUUUGGCAGCAUUAGCCGCUUUAGCUGUUGUUGGGGAGAGGCCAAGUAUGGUCAAAGUGGUAGAAUGGAUUGAUUAUGAGACACUGGCGCUGUUGUUUGGAAUGAUGAUUUUGGUGGCCAUAUUCUCAGAAACAGGAUUCUUUGAUUACUGUGCAGUAAAGGCCUAUCGAUUCUCGAGAGGCAAGGUGUGGGCCAUGAUUACGAUUCUGUGCCUUAUUGCUGCAAUUCUUUCUGCUUUUUUGGACAACGUCACCACAAUGCUGCUCUUUACUCCAGUAACCAUAAGGCUAUGCGAAGUGCUUAAUCUUGAUCCUAGGCAUGUCCUGAUUGCAGAAGUAAUCUUCACAAAUAUUGGAGGGGCUGCCACGGCUGUUGGGGAUCCUCCAAAUGUGAUCAUUGUUUCAAAGCAGGAGCUGAGAAAGGAGGGAUUGGAUUUCGCAGCCUUCACAGGGCAUAUGUUUGUUGGCAUUUGCCUUGUUGUUCUGGUCUCCUUUCCUUUUCUCAGACUUCUUUACUGGAACAAAAAACUUUACAAUAAGGAACCAAGUGAAAUUGUUGAGCUGAAACAUGAGAUCUAUGUUUGGAGAUUAACAGCACAGCGUAUCAACCCUGCCAGCAGAGAAGAGACAGCAGUGAAAUGCCUCUUGAUGCAGAAGGUCCUUACUCUAGAGAUACUCCUGAGGAAGAAGCUCAGGACCUUCCACAGGCAAAUUUCACAAGAAGAUAAAAACUGGGAAACAAAUAUUCAGGAACUCCAGAAAAAACACAGAAUAACAGACAAAAUUCUUCUCAUCAAAUGCCUGACUGUGUUGGGAUGUGUUAUUCUUAUGUUUUUUCUGAACUCAUUUGUUCCAGGCAUCCACCUGGAUCUUGGCUGGAUUGCCAUUUUGGGAGCUAUUUGGCUGCUAGUGUUAGCAGACAUCCAUGAUUUUGAGAUGAUAUUGAACAGAGUUGAAUGGGCGACCCUUCUUUUCUUUGCAGCAUUAUUUGUUCUCAUGGAGGCUUUGGCUCAUCUGCAUUUAAUAGACUACAUAGGCGAGCAGACAGCUUUGUUAAUAAAGGUAGUUCCGGAGGAGCAGCGCUUGGCGGUUGCCAUCAUUUUAGUGCUCUGGGUGUCUGCUUUGGCCUCGUCUGUGAUUGACAAUAUUCCAUUCACGGCUACAAUGAUUCCUGUGCUUCUCAACCUGAGUAAAGAUCCUGAUGUUAACCUGCCUAUGAAACCAUUAAUCUUUUCCUUGGCCAUGGGUGCCUGCCUUGGAGGUAAUGGGACAUUGAUUGGAGCAUCUGCAAACGUUGUUUGUGCAGGAAUUGCUGAACAGCAUGGUUAUGGCUUCUCUUUCAUGGAGUUUUUCAGAGAUGGGAGGCAGAGGAAGAGGGAGAAGGAUCAAGGACAGCACCUCUUCAGCAAGAGAAAAUCCUGUGAAGCAUGUAAGAGACCUCAGAGGAGAGCCAGAAGAUGAAGCAGCUUCCAAACCCAAGGAGACCCACCAAACAGGUGGCAGUGUCAAAGCCAGUCACUCAGCUGGGAGGAUGAGGAAGGUACAUUGUUUCUAGUUUCAUUUAAGAGAUCAGUGGAGACUUUAGUGACAGUGAUUUUUCUGGUGAGAGAAUGAAUUACAGUAUUUGUAAAGUUUCUGUCACUGAAGAGGAAAAAAAAAUAGGCUGAGGGCCAAACUGAGACCUGAAAUUAAAUCCGCACCUGACUGUAGUAGUUUGCAUCACAAUUUAGUUGAGGAAAUUCCUAUUUUGGGGGCACAUUUAUAUACACUAGUGUGGAGGACAGCUAAAUUACCUGCAUCAGAGUGUAGCGCAGACCGCAGCAGAUGCCGUGAAUAGUGUACAAAAUUUAUGCUCUUCACAAGGAGAAAUAGACAACAAGUAAUGUAUACCUUUCUCAUUGCCCAUGCGGGGUUUACAGGGCAAACUCGCUUCCUUUCCCUCCCAUAAAUGUGUGUACAUGCAGACCUUUGAAGAGAAGCUUUAUAUCUGAUAUACUAAAAUUCAGAAAGGCAUUGGUUAAAUCUCUAACAACUUUUAAUGUUCUGUCAUCCUAUUAGUCAGACUUUAGAAUAAAUAUCUCCUGAUUUAAAUGGUUACUAAGAUUAUCCGAUGUUUUGAAUAAUGUACAGAAAAUUUAGUGAGUAUAUUUUUCUGAAGCAAAGUAUACUUAGUCAAUGUAUAUUCUGAAGUGCUAGCAAUUAGUU